This is a messenger RNA of Hypomesus transpacificus, 3956 nucleotides long. RefSeq names its product zinc finger Y-chromosomal protein 1. Gene Ontology annotation, biological process: regulation of transcription by RNA polymerase II. The coding region runs from base 222 to 2534 and encodes 770 amino acids. The transcript is spliced from 9 exons. Gene Ontology annotation, cellular component: nucleus; chromosome. Gene Ontology annotation, molecular function: RNA polymerase II cis-regulatory region sequence-specific DNA binding; DNA-binding transcription factor activity; metal ion binding. The record is from RefSeq and is a predicted model, not a curated record. Lineage: Eukaryota; Metazoa; Chordata; Actinopteri; Osmeriformes; Osmeridae.
GGCGGAGCUGGGGGCUGUAGCGAUUCCGAGUUUUACUGAAGCUCCAAAAGACUACCGGCCCCUCCCUCCCUGCGCCUCGGCGGCCCGCCCAACCGGCUCAAACUCCCGACUGAAUCCAGCCCGAGUCUGGGGAAACCUGACGGCCUGGCGAGACAAAAAACAAGACUAUCCCGUACCCACCAUACACUCAGCUCUUCAGUAACAGAUGCAGUGUAAGGACAAUGGAUGAGGAUGAGACAAGGCUUGCACUCAGUUCCCAAGAGCCAAAAAUUAUAUUGCAUGGAUCAGAUGACGGAGGUGCUGGCGGAGAGGAGUUUGUGGUGGAACUACAGGAGACUGUUUUGGUGUCUGAGGGCGAGGGGAUGGCAGUGCACAGGUUUGCCCCCGAGGAGCUAGUGAUUCAGGACGCCGUCGAGGACGUGGUGGCUGAGUAUGUGCACUGCGAGGAGGACGAGGAUGUUGCCGUGGAGACCUGUGGGAUGUCCUUGGAGGGAGAGGAGGAGGGGGUUGCCAUGGGGGACAUCCCUGAGGAAGAUGGAUUGGAUCCGGAGCAGGAGGACCCAGAGGGUUGUGGUGACUACCUGAUGAUCUCUUCACACAAUCAGCCUUGUGGUAUUAGAUAUGCACGGACCAUAGCCAAUAGGAGCUUCUCCAACCAACCAACGUUGUUGUUUUUUCCAGGGCGGGGUGGUGUGGACGAGGCAGGUAAAAUGGUGUCAGAUGACGGGACAGAGGUCACAGUGGAGGGGGCUGUGGAGGACCAGGAAGUGGAGAAGGAUGAAGAUGGCCAGGAGGUCAUCAAAGUGUACAUUUUCAAGGCCGACUCUGGGGAGGAUGACAUGGGAGAAACGGUGGAUGUCAGUGAUGGUGAGCCAGAGAGUGUAGCCCUCGCGGAUACCUCUGGGCGACCCGUCAGAGAGAAGAUGGUCUACAUGUCUGUUGGAGACUCUCAUCACCAUCAGGGCAACCAUGGAACGUCAAAGGUGUCCGAUGACGUGUACAUGGAGGUGGUGGUGGGAGGGGAGGAGCCAGUGAGUCACGAGCGCUCGUAUGACGGCACUGCGCUCAGCAAGGACUUCAUGCCCGUGGCGUGGGCCGCGGCCUACGGCGCUGAGGACAGCGAAAGUUGCGAGAACCGUAACGGGGCCGCCAGUGCCCUCCUGCACAUCGACGAGUCCGACGGAGGCGACAAGCUCAACAGACAGAGGAGCAAAAGCAAAAAACGAGCCGAACCGCGGCAGGUCCAGACAGCCAUCAUCAUCGGCCCCUACGGCCAGCCUCUGACGGUAUACCCCUGCAUGCUCUGCGGCAAGAAGUUCAAGUCCCGAGGCUUCCUCAAACGCCACACCAAGAACCACCAUCAGGAAGUGUUGACCAGGAAGAAGUACCAGUGCACCGACUGCGAGUUCACCACCAAUAAGAAGGCGAGCCUCCACAACCACAUGGAAGUCCACACGCUAAGCAACAAGGCCCCGUUCGAGUGCGAGAUGUGCGGCAAGGAGUUUCACCAGCAGGCGGCGCUGUUCUCGCAUCGGCUACAGCACCACCACCGGGAGCCCAAGAGUGUCCAGGUACCUUCUCAAACCAAUAAGAUGCACAAGUGUAAGUUCUGUGACUAUGAGACGGCCGAACAGGGGCUGCUCAACCGGCACUUGCUGGCCGUCCACAGCAAAAGCUUCCCUCACAUCUGCGUCGAGUGCGGCAAAGGCUUCCGGCAUCCCUCGGAGCUCAAGAAACACAUGCGCACGCACACGGGCGAAAAGCCCUACUCCUGCCUCUACUGCGACUACAAGUCGGCCGAUUCUUCCAACCUCAAGACGCACAUCAAGACCAAGCAUAGCAAGGAGAUGCCCUACAAGUGCGAGCGCUGCUUCCAGACCUUCGCCGAGGAGGAGGAGCUGCUGCAACACAGCCUGACCCACGAGGAGGCCAAGACCCACCAGUGUGCCCACUGCGACCACAAGAGCUCCAACUCCAGCGACCUGAAGCGCCACAUCAUAUCCGUGCACACCAAGGACUACCCCCACAAGUGCGCCGUCUGCGGCAAAGGGUUCCACCGGCCCUCGGAACUCAAGAAGCACUCGGCGUCGCACCGUGCCAAGAAGCUGCAUCAGUGCCGGCACUGCAACUUCAAGAUCGCCGACCCCUUCGUGCUCAGUCGCCACAUCCUGUCGGUCCACACGAAAGAACAGCAGGCCUCGCCGGAAAAACCGGAAGCCAAGCGAACCUUUGAGGGGCCGGCCCCCAGCACGGUGGCAAAGAAGGGUGGCUCCGGGGGGGUCAGCUUUGCCAGUAUCGCCAGCGUGCCCAACGUGUCCAGUGGGGGCAAGGGGCCCAGGGAGAGGCGGGUGUACCAGUGCCAGUACUGUGACUACAGCACUGGGGACGCCUCGGGCUUCAAGCGCCAUGUGAUUUCCAUCCACACAAAAGACUACCCUCACCGCUGCGAGAUCUGCUCCAAAGGGUUCCGUAGGCCCUCGGAGAAGAACCAGCAUAUCCUGCGCCACCACAAGGACCUGGUGCAGGGAGAGUGACCUCCCGCCCCACCCCACCCACCCCUCCCCCCCCUCCCAGGCGUUGGUUCUUUCUUGUGCCACCAACCGACCACAGCAACACUAAUGCAGCCACUACCACCACAACAUAAUCAGUGCAACCUUAGCACUGUGCCUCGCCAAUGGAGACCAGUGACAUUUGAUGUUUGUUUAUACGUCUGAAUGAGUGUGUGCGUGCAUUUUAAACAUUAACAAGUAGUCAGCUUUUUUAUUUUCCUUCUUUUAAAAAAUAAUAAUUAUUCCAUCAACCAUAUGUAUCACCUACUCAAAACCAGCUGGCGUAUAAGCUCUCUGGUGAAGGGUGACAGAGACUUGUAAAGACUUGCACUUUAACUGCAUGUGUCCCAUUGCAAGAGACAGUGUGCAUGGCAGAGCGUGCAAGAGUCUGGACCCUGUGCUUUUUUGUAGAUGCAUGUUUUUUUUUUUACUCCUGUCACUCCAUUUAGUUCUUAUAAAAGUUAUAAAGCUUAGUUUGUAUCCUCACAUAAAAUAUUAAAUGAAUCACUUACAGGAUGUUCGUAUUUAAACAAUGAGAUGGACUUUGAUUUACCCGACAAAAACGCUUAGUCGUUAAAGAGAGGUACUUCUAAUAGCACUUGCCAAUUGAUUGUUUUAAUAUUAUGAAUGCAGUUAUGAAGUUCAGAACUACAAUUAAAGUUCUGAACGCUGUGUGCUUGAGUCGGUUUUGACAUACAGACAUGUAUCUAUUGUGCUUCCUGGUGUUCUGACCCACAUUUGUCAUCAUACGUUUGUAUCGUAAGGAGAAUUGUUAGAAAAAUGGUUAUGUUGCUACCCAGUGUCCAAAGGAGUCAAGACUGCAUCUGGCUGCAACCGUCCCACAUAGCAGUGAAAAUCAACUGGUCCAUCUGAGUGGUCUGAAUGUCAGAGCUCAAUAAGUUAGCAGUGAAUUGUAGAUCAUGCCAGUGCAGUGAAUAUUUCCAUACUUACAAGUUUACAUGGCCCAAUCAAAUAUUUGGAAUGAUUAAAGUGGCCAUCUGAGUGGACACACUAAGCAGUAGGGAGGGGGUAUCUGGUACCACUGAUUCAAAUGACUAUGGACUGAAUUACCCAUACAGAUCUGCUCCUAUUGUUGGAAAGGAAAUUGUAUUUGUUGUACCCUUGGUAGAACUAAAACAGUGAGGGCUGGUGGUAUAUUUGUGUUCUGGCUUUUUUCGCCUGUUAUCAUUUCUGUUUUAUAUUUAUUUCAUCAUGAUUUGUUGUAUAGUUCAGUGUAACUAGAAUUCUAUGGGACGUAAAUUAUUGUUUUGUACACAAAUCUGUAAAAAGCGUGUAGAUGUAAACAUUUGUGAAGGAGAAGGAAUCAUUUGAACUGUGUUAUGGAUGUACUUGGUGUAUUUGUUAAAAAAAGAAAACGGGAGCAAAAUAAAAAGCUAAAGUAUUUUA